Tachysurus vachellii is the source of this 1084-nucleotide messenger RNA. Its product is annotated as polyadenylate-binding protein 1A-like. Gene Ontology annotation, molecular function: RNA binding. The coding region runs from base 160 to 786 and encodes 208 amino acids. Lineage: Eukaryota; Metazoa; Chordata; Actinopteri; Siluriformes; Bagridae. The record is from RefSeq and is a predicted model, not a curated record. The transcript is spliced from 5 exons.
GACCAUCAGACCAUCGAUAGUUAGAGACAGAGCAACACAGUGAACAGCGAUUAGCAGCAAUUUUACAAGAAUUACAACAAAAGGAAGCAGGUGUAUGUGAGAUUGGCCCUGCGAAAAGGAGAACGCCAGGCACAGCUUGCCCAUCAGAAGGAUCAGAAUAUGUUUGAUGACCCAGCCAUCACCACAGCUUCCUCUGAGGACACCAGCCAAGCCGUCUUUGCCAUUAAGACAGCUCCUUCUGAGGACUCCGUCUCAGUUUUUGAGACAGCUCCCCCUGAGGACAUCGUCCCAGACUUUAAAACAGCUCCAGCUAUAGAAAGAGCUCCAGCUGAAGCUCCAGCUGCUGCACUGUCAGACACUGUUAAAGCCAAAGCUGCAGAUGAGGAGUCGUCUACAUCUGUGGCUAAUGUGGAUGAUGUGCAGCUGGACGACAGCACAAAAGAUGCACCCACAUCUACACCAAGUGGGAAACGCUUGACCAUCUAUAUGCUGGAGUCUGCAGCACUAGACGAUCAGAUACAGAUGGCCUAUGACUACAUGCUUCCUCUGGUCGAGAAAAUCCACCCCUCUCUGGCCAGUAAGAUCACAUGGAUGCUAAUAGAGGGAGAGAACAACUUUGAAAUCAUGAAUAUGAUUAGUGUUCCUGAGCUCCUGCGUGCCAGGGUACAUGAAAUGGACUCCCUACUGAAGGCACGAGAAUCUGGUCACAAGCCGGAAACCCUGAAGAUGAUGUACAGACACAAGACCAGCAGAAACAGAAAGAAGAAAAAUAAUAAGAAUAAGUGAACUAUCUAAUAAACAAUGAUUGUAAAUAUUCUACCAUUUGAAUAAAAAAUAAAUCAUUUUAUUAAAUUCUGUUAUUAUUUAUUUACGAGCCAAAAGUGUUCAAAUAUCAUUAUUUAAUUAUCUAAUAAGUUAGAAUCUUAGAAGGAAAUAAAAAAACACACAUAGCUAAAAGAACCCUAAUAUUUUAGUAAUAUUCAUAUUUUCCUGAAGACAACAACACACAAAUGGCCUGCAGUGAUAAGAAGAUAAGAAGUUAGAUAAAGAACGAAGGUUCCGCUGUUGCAGGGAUUUUAGUGUU